GACAACUUUCUUUAAUUACCACACAGAAAAAUGCCCUCCCGACAAACCAGCGAUGAAUACUUCGCGUUAACGUCGUACCCACCUACCAACGGAGACGACACAGAAUCGGAAGGCUUGCUAUAUUCAAAUGAAGUCAACGAAGAAACCAAGCAUCCUCUGCGUCAGGCCUCAACAGGAUCUACUACUGUCUGCGAACAAUUGACUACGCUUCUCUUAUUUUCGGCAUUUCUUGUUUCGCUUCUCAGCUUCGCAACGACGCUGUACAUCCACUUUGCGCGCUCUCGUUCAUCCAUAUCCACUGGGUCAUAUGCAUCGGCGUACUACAACAUCGAUAUCAGUAGCUUGCGGAAGCCAAGUCAAUACCUCGGACUCGAACGGGUCGAUGGGAGUAUAGAAAGGCUUGCGCAGGAGCUAGCUCACAACGGUGCGGGGGGCGGAGCGCACGGAGCAACAUCGUCGUUGAGUAAUGGGUCAAUGACGAUGAACCCUCCACCGAGUUUGCCUAUCGGACCUGGAAGGGCGACAUCCAUUGUGCGAGUGAAUGAGAGGUUUCCCCAUGCCACGUUCCCGAGAGAUGGAUGGGUGCUGCUCACCAACGAGGAUGUUUCUUUGAUGCAAUUCAAGAUUCCUCACGUACCACCAUCAUUCCUCUGCACAUUUCACAUCUCCCUCCCCACGCGACGCACUCUUAUUCAACAGGCGAGCCUGUUGACGCUCGAAAGUCCAUCCACCGUCUCUCCAAUUCUUACAAUAUACGACCUCAAGCAUGCGCCCCCACAUAAUGUCACAUGGGCCACAAAACCUUCGCGGGGAUCGCUCAUGCGGAAGAUGAAUGUAGAACUCGGUAUGGAUCUGAGGACGGAAGCGUUCGACUGUGGGAUGUGGCAUGUUGAGGAAGGAGAAGAGGAUGAUGAGAUUUUGACGGUUGAGGUUGGUUGUGAAGGGACGGGAUGCAGGAUUGAGUAUAGGGAGGAGGAAUGCGAUCCUUUACUUGGUGUCGAGCUCAUCUCUGUCGAGAGCUAGUCAAACUAUCAAUGUAUGUAAGAGUUCAUCUCAUGUCG
This is a messenger RNA of Stereum hirsutum FP-91666 SS1, 1061 nucleotides long. RefSeq lists its product as uncharacterized. The record is from RefSeq and is a predicted model, not a curated record. The transcript is spliced from 3 exons. Lineage: Eukaryota; Fungi; Basidiomycota; Agaricomycetes; Russulales; Stereaceae. Bases 31 to 1023 code for a protein of 330 amino acids.